Iphiclides podalirius (scarce swallowtail) is the source of this 2121-nucleotide messenger RNA. The record is from the annotation of a GenBank genome assembly. Lineage: Eukaryota; Metazoa; Arthropoda; Insecta; Lepidoptera; Papilionidae.
AUGUUAAUACAAUGCAAUGAAAACCCAGCUUCUCCAACAGAAAAGGAGGAAGUUGAGUUACUGCUAACUUUAUGUGGCCUAGUCAGAAAAGAGCCAGGCCUUGCCAAUAUAUUUACCACACCAUUUGUUGAAGAUAAAAGCAGUCUUCUGAGCAUUCCUGAGGACAUACAAAAGCUUAUACCGAUCAGAAGUAAAGUUCAAAUUCCAAAGAAGAACCCACUGUUUGAAGUGGAGAUGUGUCCAAAUCCAUUGAGAAACAUUUCUAUAGUUCGUACCAACUCUAUUGAAGACAACGGAGCUACGAGGUCAAAUAGCUCCAAUGCGGAGGACAAUGCAUCCUGUAAAAGCCACAAGACUGUUUAUGAGGACAAUGACAAGUUCCUCUUGAUUGAUUUACUGCUUUCUUACUUGAAUAGUGCUGACAACCAAGUGGUUCUGCGCGCCUGCGAGGGCAUUAUGAUAGUGUCAUCUCUGCCCGAGGAUGACAUAGCCAACCUGGUGACCAGCUGCAGCCCAGUAUGCGAGACGAUCAUCGAGAAACUGGCUGAGAAGUACAAGAGCAUCCCAUCGGACGUGGACCCCGGUGACGUGGAUCAUCUGAACAUAACUUGGGCAUACGUCGCCCAAGACUUUGGCGAUAAGGGCUACAGUAAGUUCCAUGGUUACCGGGAACUGACCAGUUUUUUCUCUUGGCUGGAUUACUGCGACACUUUGAUGAAGGAGUGCCACCCGUCGAUCGCGGCGCACCUGGCGCGCACCUUCCGCGCCCAGUUCCUGGAGGCGGCCGGCGAGGGGGCCGGCGCGGGGGCGCUGGCGGGGGGAGGGGGCGCGGCCGCCCUCUCCGCCGCGCUGCUCGCCAAGUGCCUCCGCGUGGUCGACUCCCACGAGCUGAUCAACGAGUUCUCAAAUUGGCUGGUGGGGGACGGCGAGAUGUCCGAGUGGCCUCUCCUCCUCGCCCUCAUCGACAACUGCCUCACGGAAAACCACGAUCUGACUUUGGAGACCCUUCGAUUCUUCGAGACCAUAAUAGAGAAGGGCACCGAGCACAGCAUCCACCGGCUGGUGCUUUCGCGGGUGUGUUCGAGGGGCUACUACUCCCCGCAUCAGACCCUGGAGGAGGACGAGCGGGACAGACUCAACGACGUGUCCCUCGCGAGGGAGCGAGAGAGGAACAGGGAGGCGAUGAAACAGCUGCAGCACGAGGACCAGGUGAACGAACAGAUCAGCGGGAUCCUGCAGCACGAGGGGCUCAACUGCAGCGAGACAACGGACUCGGAGAGCAUUCACAGAGUGAUCAAUAGCUUCCUGCUGCUACUGCCGCGAGCGGUGCUCUCCGAUCCCGUGGGGGCGGACUACGAGCACUACAUCCACGACGCCCAGCGCCACUAUCAGCUCUGGCUCGACACGACGUCUACAUUCAACUGGCCGUCGGAGCAGCAAUGCGACAACACCGCCAGCUCGACGCACAGCUACGACAGCAGACCAGAGGCGGACAUCCACUUGGACGAGGAGUGCCGCCCGCGUAGACCAUCAGACCCCUCCGACCCCUGGGCAACGGAACCCAACGGAGACGGCAGGGGAGAGUACCACUUCACCCAGAAACUGGUACUCAGAACGAGGGAUUCCAACCAGACUAGCGUCGACAGCGAGUUCGACGAGGGCCCCUUUCUUCGGAUGCUGUACAGGCUCCUCGCUAACAUGCCCCACCAGCCCUACCAGGUGAACUUGCACCUCACCUCGAUAGUCUCCAAGUUGGCGCUGAUGCCCCAUCCGCACCUCCACGAGUACCUGCUGAACCCAUCGCUGCCGACGGCGAGGAAGACCCAGACCCUGUUCAAGGUGCUUCAAGAGGUCGCCAGGAAGCUGACGAUGGAGGUGCCGAGGAUUAGGAACUACAAGAAGGUGAUAGAGAACACCAGGCUGCAGGUCAUGAGCGAGGACCCCAGCUACGACGAGAGCGGCGACCACAACCAGUUGGUGGAGAGUCUGAUCGUUUUGGAGGAGUUCUGCAAGGAACUCGCUGCAAUCGCCUUCGUCAAAUACCAGCACGGAAUGCAUAUGCAUAGGGAUAGCGCAAACCAAGCCGAGCUUACAAUGCUGCCAGUUAUUCGUAGAUCCCCU